AUGGUAGCAUUACUACUACUAUUACUGUUAACCUACGAAAUUCACGGAAUUACCGAAUGCCCACGUGAAUGCGAAUGCGACGCUAUUCCGCCUAAUAACUCUUCGUGGGCCGUUUACUGUCAUCGUGGCGGUAUUAACGACACACUCUUCGCUGACAUUCUGAACCGACUUCCGCUCACGCUCAGAGCAUUAGAUGUUCAAGCUCCAAGCUGGCGGCCAUCGAACAAAUUCAAAUGGAGUGACAAUUUGAACCGAUUUAGCCAGUUGCGGCAGCUUCGCCUUGUAAGAUGUGGUAUCCCAGCAAUGAGCCGGAGCACCCGUUUGCCCUCCUUGGAAGUGCUUGACCUCCACGGAAAUGAGAUCGAACAUGCGACUAUGGGCAACUUUGGUGGCAUGCCAAGUCUACGAUUUCUCGAUCUAAGCCAUAAUCACCUCAGUAUUCUUCCCACUGGUGUUUUCACCUUCCUUCACAAUCUCAAAUCACUGUCUCUCGCUAAUAACUCAAUCACUGAACUGUCAGCUAACCUCCUUCGAGGUCUGCGAACUCUCAAAUCGCUGCGACUCGAUGGGAAUCGAAUCCCCAUCAAACAGAUCAACGACCUAUUUUCUGACGUACCCCAGUUGGAGGAGCUACAUCUGAAUGACUGUCGUCUCAACAGUGUUGCCAAUCUGUCACUGAGCGAUGUAGCGCAAUUACGUCAUCUCGGACUGGCUAAUAACAAUCUGCGCACGAUACCCACUCGACAGUUACGACAACUGGCACAUUUGGCUGUGCUUGACCUUAGCGGCAAUGACCUAACGGAAGUGGGAGCUUGUGCAUUCUGCUCCAAUAACAUUUCCCGGCUUGAUCUUUCACAUAAUCGUUUGGGACUUGUCAAACAACCUUUCCAUGUCGACGCUUUCCGGAACAUUCCACUGGUUGAACUGGAUCUUUCUUUCAAUCAUAUGGACGAAUUUCAUUCGAGCUCUCUCGGUUGGGCGCAGGACAGUCUCCGCACUCUUAGUAUGGCUGGCAAUUCGCUUGGAGGAUUCCAUCCCGACAUUACGGCAACACUACCGAAUUUGCACAGCCUGAAUAUGGCUUACAAUUAUAUCGACAGCAUUCCAUUGGUUCUUCCACCUCAGUACUAUCACUUAGUAUUCCUUAAUAUUUCUGGAAAUACCAUGAAUUUUCUACCAGAUAAUUUGCCUUAUUUAUUACCGAAUCUGAAGGAGCUCGACCUCUCCAACAAUAGAUUUUCGACGUUGUCACAGCCGGCGUCGGACUAUAUCGAUCAGCUCGAACGAGUUCAUCUCGGUGGUAACCCAUGGGAUUGUUCGUGCUCUAUACAACAUAUUCAACAACAUAUGCGUGAUCGCUAUGCUAUGAGGCACAUUCUACGAUAUCACGACGCUAGAUGUGCUGAGCCAGCACUACUCAAAGGCCAACCACUGCUCAGUGUCACCGGUAUCAACGAAUGUGCGGUGCUCUUUGGUGCACGUUACGGAUUGUCACAGAGUAGUGAACUAUUCAUCUUACUCGCUGCUCUAUUGUCUGCCGCACUUGUACUGUCAGUUCUAUUGCUCUGCUUAUACUUCCUGCGUGAACGACAGUAUAAAGGUUCCUAUGUGACUCGGGAACAUUCUCGAACGCCACUGACAAUGGCUCAUCAUAUAAGUUGUUCCUCAAGUACGAGUGCAGCUAGUGAACCGCUCACACCUCCGAUGCCUCCGCCUCCACCAAAAGCAACGGCCGCUUAUUUUGGGAUAUAG
This is a messenger RNA of Necator americanus (New World hookworm), 1752 nucleotides long. RefSeq lists its product as uncharacterized. Lineage: Eukaryota; Metazoa; Nematoda; Chromadorea; Rhabditida; Ancylostomatidae. Bases 1 to 1752 code for a protein of 583 amino acids. The record is from RefSeq and is a predicted model, not a curated record. The transcript has 4 exons. Gene Ontology annotation, cellular component: extracellular matrix. Gene Ontology annotation, molecular function: protein binding.